UUAUGAAGCAGUCAUCAUCUGUGGCAGUCUCACCUGGCCGGCUCCAUGGCAAAACAAGACUUCUUUAUGUAUUUUUAUUUAUUUUCUGUCGUUUAUUUUCUGCAGCUCUCUUUGUCCUUUGAUCAAGUGUCUGCGGUUGUGGAAAAAAGUUUAGCGGGGCCCACAUCCCAAGAUAUCAGGGUUCAAAACAAUGGGUUGGCUGCCCAGAGCCACAGUGCUGCUUCCGAUGGGGAGAGUUCUUCGCUUAUAGCGGAGGACCCUCUCAGGAGAGUCCUGCAGCCCUAUGAGUGGCAGCUGGACUCCCCACACAGAACCAAACGGAGCCUACUGCAGACAUCCAGCAUUCUUCCUUACUCUCCUCUGAGCGUGGUUUACAACAGCAAAACAUGUAUCCUGUUUCGGGCCAGGAAGCUUGCUAUCAGGUUCAGGAACAGCACCUUAGUGGAUCUCACAGAGAAGGCCUUCGGCCCCGAUGCACCAGUGGACACCAAAGGCUCUAUGUGCAGCAAAGACAAAGCUACGCUUGUACUACGUUUCGGAGAUGUGGAGGACUUGAGAGGACUUGCAAUUAGACUACAAAUGUCCAACACAUUCUAUGAGUCGGCAGGGCAGAACUGGUUYACUCUGGACAGCGUACACAUCCACUACAACUGGACCCACGAGGCAACGUUCAACGCCACCGAUGUUUACGCUCCUAGUACCCACUCCUACCACUGUCAGCACGUCAGCAGUCUGCAGAAGUACGACACGCUGCUCGUACCCAGCUCCAUCACAGACAACUCUGCAAACUGGCACAUCACCUUCACAGACUUCCAGAUACAAUCGUUCAAUGUGCUGUCCAACAAGUUUGGCUCAGCCAGCGAUUGCGCUACGUUCUUCACUCCGGCAAUCCUCAUGGGUCUGAUCACCUCCCUCAUCCUUCUCCUGGUCCUGGCCUACGCGCUGCACAUGGUGGUGCACCUCAAACACAUCGACACCUACGAAGAACACAAGACCACCGUCUACUUCCCCCGCAGCACAGAGACUGCAGAAUGCUCCGGCACCACCAGCUCCGCUGCCACUGAAAAAAACAGCUUGUAGGACUCCGUUUCCCAGGAUCCACCUCAGUCUCCACCACUAGGAGUAUACUGUAAACUGUUUCUGUAGGUGUCAGUGAGUGACUAUGCAGGGGCUCUGACUAUGAGUUCUCUGAUAGCUGGCAGACUGACCGACUGACUGACUAAACUCAAUAUAUAAAGCAACCUCCCAUACUGAAGGGACAGAAAGACAUGGUCAUAUAGUCUGAACCUGAUAUGGUUGUCCACUUUUGCAUCACUGGGCUCAAGCAGUGGUUGUUCAAGCCAGGUAGUUCUAAUAAUUUGUGGCUCAGCAUCAUCUGSUGGAUUUGGAUACAGCUUUGGAGGUGAUCCUGAGACAUUGACCAGUUAUCGGGCAUUGCAAAUCAAAAACAAACUAAAUAUUAUGUACUCUUGAAUGAAAUUCAAACUGAUAUAAGAACAAAAAAGUAUUCAUUUAGUUCCUUGUCAGUACUAUAAAUGCUGGUAUAUAUACUGGAUAAAGAAGUUUCAUUUUAAUAACAAAACCGUACCCUAAAGGGUACAUACCGUAAAGGGUACAUACCGUAAAGGGUACAUACCCUAAAGGUAAUGCAGUAUAUACUUUUAUGUAAUUAAUGAAUCAAUGUGUUACAUUCUGGUGUUUCAGACCUGUGUUUUCAAGAACUUGUGUUAUUACGAGCUUUUGUGAAAAUAAUACUGUAUGUACAUUUCGGGCCCGUAUCCACAAAGCGUCUCAASAGUAGAAAAUUGUUCGGAAAUUCUAAUAGAGACAUUUUACUCCUACUCUUAUUSGUAAAAAUAAAAGCUAUGCAUGAGUCCUCUUUAGUCAAUAAAGUCCCACCUAGUUGACAGAAAUUUAGGCGACCUCAUGAGCUGUCCUAAAGUACAUUUUUUAGCCUAGUGCGUUGAAGAAUUUAGGCAUAUCAUGUGAAAUAGGCUUGUGAAGUCAUUGUCAAAUAAGCAAGAGAUACUGUUGUAUGUAGGUCUAGAUUAUUUAUGGGUGGAUCAUAUAUAAAUAUCAAAACAUUAUUUUAAGGAUCAUAUAGCCAGGAGUAAAAUCAACUCAUAAAAGUUUAUCUCAGCUGGUAAUCACAACAUUUUGAGAUAGUGCAAAGUAAAGACAGUGAUGAUGCUCAUUGACGUUGCUGCAAAUKAUGGGGAAUAACCAAUUGUGACUCAAAAGCAAUUCCAUGUGGCGCAGGAACCACUGACUCGCUGCCUUUUUCUAUUAUUAAGACUCCUGCUGGUAACUCUUAACUGGUUAGCCUUUCUAGGACACAUGUUCCGCUAGCGGAACCCCACCACAACAUUUCGCUGAAAAGGCAGCGCGGGAAAUUCAAAAAUAUMUUUU
Molecule: messenger RNA, 2409 nt
Organism: Salvelinus sp. IW2-2015
Lineage: Eukaryota; Metazoa; Chordata; Actinopteri; Salmoniformes; Salmonidae
Product: V-type proton ATPase subunit S1-like protein
Source: RefSeq, a predicted model, not a curated record